AAAGAAUAUGUUUUUGCGUCCUACUCUAAGAUAUUUAAACUUCUUUGGCAUCCUCAAACAUUUAAAAGAUCAGAAAAGAAACUCUCCACCAACACAAACAAAAAUGGCUGAAAAGAGGGAAAAUGUGGUGAUGUUCCCUUUCAUGGCGCAAGGCCAUAUCAUCCCUUUCUUGGCUUUAGCUCUUCUUAUUGAAAAAACUAGGAACUAUAAAAUAACCUUUGUAAAUACCCCUCUUAACAUCAAGAAACUAAGAUCAUCCCUGCCUUCCGACUCUUGUGUUCAGCUCCUUGAAAUCCCUUUCAAUAGCUCCGACCAUGGUCUCCCUCCCAACACUGAGAACUGUGAUGUUGUUCCUUACCACCUUGUUGUUCAGCUUCUCGAAGCUUCAGCUUCUCUGAGGCCUGUUUUUAAACAGCUUGUUGAAGAUAUCAUACGACAACAAGAUGGUCAACGCCCACUUUGUAUAAUCGGGGACAUCUUUUUUGGAUGGAUGGCGGGGGUUGCUGAGGAGCUUGGGGUGUUUCAUGCUGUGUUUAGUGGGGCUGGUGGGUUCGGUUUGGCUUGCUAUUACUCCAUUUGGCUUAAUCUUCCUCAUAAGCAAGUAAAGAAGGAUGGUGGUGAUCAUUUUUUGUUGCCAGAUUUCCAAGAAGCUUCAAAAAUAGAGUUGACCCAGUUGCCUUUAACUAUGUCAGUGGCAGAUGGGAGGGAUUCUUGGUCGAUUUUCCAUCAUAAAUAUUUACCGGAAUGGACUAAAUCUGGUGGGGUUUUGUUCAACACAGUGGAGGAGUUUGAUGAUAUUGGAUUGGUGUACUUUAAGCGAAAGCUAAGAAAGCCAGUCUGGGCAGUCGGGCCAAUAUUGUUGUCAAGCGAAAACAGAAUACGUGCAUCCAUAGGAGGAGCUACACCUGAGUAUUGCAAAGCAUGGUUAGACUCAAAGCCUGAAAAUUCAGUUUUAUUUGUUUCUUUCGGAUCAAUGAACACUAUCUCUCCAUCACAGAUGAUGGAGUUAGCCAAAGCUUUGGAGUUAAGUGGGAGGCAUUUUAUUUGGGUUGUGAGGCCACCCAUAGGCUUCGACAUAAACUCAGAAUUCAAAGCCAAUGAAUGGUUGCCUGAAGGGUUUGAAGAGAGAAUGAGAGAGUCGGAAAAAGGGCUGCUAGUGAAUAAAUGGGCACCCCAGCAAGAGAUAUUAUCCCAUAAAUCUACCUCUGUUUUUUUAAGCCACUGUGGAUGGAAUUCGGUGCUUGAAUCUCUGAGUCAUGGUGUACCAUUACUUGGGUGGGCAAUGGCUGCGGAGCAGUUUUUCAAUGUGAAAUUGCUGGUGGAACAAGUUGGGGUUUGCGUGGAAGUGGCGAGAGGGAAAACCUGUGAAGUAAAGCAUGAAGAAGUGGCAGCCAAGAUUAAGUUGUUGAUGAGCGAUAGCGAGAAAGGAAAGGAGAUGAGAAGGAAAGCUUGUGAAGUGAGGGAGAUGAUCGAGAGUGCCAUGAAAGAUGAUGAUGAGGGAGGUUUCAAGGGCUCUUCUGUGAAAGCCAUGGAUGAGUUCUUCCACGCAGCCGGGACGAUGAGGUUUCAGACCCAUACCCCAAACCAACUAAAUGGUACGAGUCAACCUAGAGUUCAACGAGUUAGAUGACUUUUAGGUAUUUGUCGGCUGAAAAAUUAAAUAUGGAUGGGCCCAUAGUAUUAGGUUACGUCCUAUGAACGAUUUAAUCUUACUUUCUGUUCGUCACAAAAGUACUUUUACUCCAAAUUAUUUUGUUCCAUUUCGGACCCACAUGGAAAUUUGUGCAUUUUGCCAUCAAAAGUACUUUGUUGAAACAAAUUUCCAAUA
Molecule: messenger RNA, 1828 nt
Organism: Gossypium raimondii (Peruvian cotton)
Lineage: Eukaryota; Viridiplantae; Streptophyta; Magnoliopsida; Malvales; Malvaceae
Product: UDP-glycosyltransferase 92A1
Exons: 1
Coding region: 8-1630 (540 amino acids)
Molecular function (GO): UDP-glycosyltransferase activity
Source: RefSeq, a predicted model, not a curated record